GCUUGAGUUCAGCAGCUUCCCGGAGGGUCUCUGCAGCGACCAAUUUCUUCCUCUCCACAACCCUAAGCCAGCCAGCUGGAGCAACCAGCGAUGGCGACCUCGAUGGCCUCUCAACGACAAAUCAAGGGAAUCCUGAAAAACAAGACCCCAGCGUCUUCCCUGGUAGUGGCCUCAGCUGAACAGGCCCAACUGACCUUCAAAAAGCUGAAUAAGAAGACCCAGAAGUGGAAUGAAGUUAACUUCUUAUCAACUUAUCAUCCAGCUGACAAAGAUUACAGACUGAUGAAAACAGGUAUACCAAACACUCUAUACCAUAAUUCGAUGGCUUAUGCUGAAGAUGCUGAUAGUGAUUCAGAAUGCCAUGAAAUGUUGAGUCCAGAUUUCUUAGACAAGAAAUUAGGUGUUGGACCAAAUGAUUUGGAUCUCGAAGAAGAAAGUAGUGGAGACGAAGAAAAUCACCUUUCCCCUCAAGAGCUAGAAAAGAAGCGGCAGUUUGAAAUGAAAAGGAAGCUUCACAGCAACGAAGGACUAAAUAUUAAAUUCGCUAGACUGCUAAUUUCGAAAGACCUACAUGAUGAUGAUGACGAAGAUGAAGGAAUGUCAGAGACUGCAGACUGAGAAAGCAACAAUAUUGACGAGUCGAAUCAAGGAUCUACCGAAAGUGACCAUCUGCAACUGAAAUCACAAAGUUCAUAAAAGAAAUGUGUU
Mus pahari (shrew mouse) is the source of this 708-nucleotide messenger RNA. RefSeq names its product protein phosphatase inhibitor 2-like. Gene Ontology annotation, molecular function: protein phosphatase inhibitor activity. Bases 91 to 618 code for a protein of 175 amino acids. Lineage: Eukaryota; Metazoa; Chordata; Mammalia; Rodentia; Muridae. The transcript has a single exon. The record is from RefSeq and is a predicted model, not a curated record. Gene Ontology annotation, biological process: regulation of signal transduction.